AUGGUCUACCCGCCGCCCGGACCACCGCCGCCGCCGUAUUACGGCCAUCCGCAUCCAUGGGGACCGCAUCACCACUACCCGCCACCACCGCACAUGUAUCCACCCCCACCACACGACGGCGGGUACCCUCCAGGACAAUAUCCACCACCACCACACGACGGAGGAUACCCUCCAGGACAAUAUCCACCACCACCACAGCCAUAUUAUGUUCCUGGGACUAUGAUGGUACCCUUUCCCGUACCACCAGCUCAAGACCCAGCCAACAAUCCAACGUACAUCACUAACUAUAUUUACCACGGUGAAAGCCAAGCUUCAAGCUCACUCCCAGCGAUAGUCGAUGAAGUACGAGUAGUGGAAGAUUCUGGAGAACAUGAAUGGAUACCAACGACAGCGACCAUGGCCAAUCAACUGACAGGGAGAGCAGUCGUGGGCGGCCACGAAGGUUGGGACGGAAGCCCUCUAUGGGUGAUCAGGGCAUGGCACGCUGGGGAUCUGAUCCCAGGGAAGCUAUCUAUCCGGCAUUGCGCCGCUACAGUCGUCCAUGAUGGGAAGGAAAUCCCGGUGCAGAAUAUCGAAGUGCUGUGCUCGAAGCCGGAAAGUUUAAGAUGGGUGCCUGCGUCUACUGGUAACGUUCCCCCUGGGGCGAUUCCGGGGGGUCGGACGUCUUCUGGAGAGACGUUAUACGUUGGCAGAGCGAGGUACCAGCUCUCCGUGACCCCUGGAAAGGUCCAUCCGAGCCAUAGUUCGUGUUAUAUAGGUUUUUCUGGUAAUGAGGUGGCGCAUAAAAUGUAUGACGUGUUGUGUAGAGCUAGUUGAUUGUGAUAUUUUGUUGAGGUUUGAGAUUAUGUUAUCGCUUAUC
Molecule: messenger RNA, 859 nt
Organism: Cydia amplana
Lineage: Eukaryota; Metazoa; Arthropoda; Insecta; Lepidoptera; Tortricidae
Product: protein enabled-like
Exons: 1
Coding region: 1-816 (271 amino acids)
Source: RefSeq, a predicted model, not a curated record